AUGGGGUUUUCGUUGCUCUUUUUUCUCCUGAUUUCAUUACGUCCAACAGUUUCUGUUGAUGGAAACUUGGAUUUGAUCCAAAAGACUUGCAAACGCACAAAAUACUAUGAACUUUGUUUAUCUUCACUCAAAUCUGAUUCCACCAGCCCAAAAGCAGACAUCAAGGACUUAGCCCUUGUUAUGAUUAGAAUUGGAAUGGACAAUGCCACGGCCACCAAUUCUUACCUUUCUUCCCAAAUGCUGAAUACCACAAAUAACACACUGAUGAAGAAAAUCAUCAAGGAAUGUGCUGAUAAGUAUGCCUCUGCAAGUGAAGCACUGUAUAAUGCAGUUCAAGAUUUGGGUGCAGAAUUAUAUGAUUAUGCUUACAUGCAUGUAAUGGCAGCUGCAGAUUAUCCCAAUUCAUGUCAUGAUGCAUUGAAGAGAUAUCCAGGACUGAUUUAUCCACCUGAAAUUGUAAUAAGAGAAGAUGGCUUGAAGCAAAUCUGUGAUGUUGUUUUGGGGAUUAUUGAUACUCUUGGUUGGUAGCUGGCUCUAUAUUAUGUCCUGCUAUCAUUAUUGUUUUCUUUUUUGUAAA
Molecule: messenger RNA, 577 nt
Organism: Olea europaea var. sylvestris
Lineage: Eukaryota; Viridiplantae; Streptophyta; Magnoliopsida; Lamiales; Oleaceae
Product: cell wall / vacuolar inhibitor of fructosidase 2-like
Exons: 1
Coding region: 1-528 (175 amino acids)
Molecular function (GO): enzyme inhibitor activity
Source: RefSeq, a predicted model, not a curated record